This is a messenger RNA of Anisakis simplex (herring worm), 978 nucleotides long. NCBI's taxonomy places the organism in Eukaryota, Metazoa, Nematoda, Chromadorea, Rhabditida, Anisakidae. The record is from the annotation of a GenBank genome assembly.
AUGAUUGCUGUUGAUAAGGAUAAGGAUAAGGAUGUGUUGAUAAGGAUAAUGGUGCUAGCACUACUAGAUUUGUUGUUGUGCCUAACGUAUCUAUGGAUGUUCGCAUUCCCGAAAUUUGCCGUUACAUUCCGAUUGGCCUUCUUGUAUUGGAUUGUUUGGGAAACGAAUAUUUAUGUGUAUACACUCGGACGAAUGACGCAGAUGGCGAUACCAUACGUUAUCAUUGCGUCGACAGCUGAACGAUUGGCAUGGAUCACCGGUAAAGCUUCGAUGAGUAGUCAAGGAUACGGUCGUCUCGUAGUGGUUAUAUUAUUACUGACAUCAAUAUUCGUGUUACGUGUGCCCGCUCUAUGGGCCAUGCAAUUGACGACGAAUGCAGAGUGUGACCUCUUCGAGAGUAAAUUCUUAAGUCCGACUGAAUUCAUGAGCGAUGAACGCUUCAAAUUAUUCGAUAUCGUUGUCAAUUUUCUGCAUAUAAUCGCAUCGUUUUUGAUAUUGACAGUGCUAAACGCGAUAAUCGUUAUAAAAUUACGUGAGUAUCAUAAAGCCGCACGACGACAAUCUGCAUUGAUCAGUCCGAGUGUUUUGUUCGAGAGUCAUGAUAUGUGUACAGCACGAGAGGAGGAACGACGUGAACGUCAGCGAUUACGAAUCGCUAUCAAAACCACGGUUGUGAUAAUCAGUACCUAUCUGGCUUGUAAUAGUCUACAUUUUUGCUUAUUUAUUAUUGAGCAGUUCGAUCCAACAUGGCUUUUGGAUGAGACGGGUAACGCGUUCAAUUGGAUCUAUGUGAUGUUAGGUGAUUUCGUGAGUAUUUUAUUUGUGGUGUCAUCCACCAUACGAUUGUUCAUCUACUACAAGUAUAACGCUGAGAUACGUGAACAAAUUUUAAGCAUUCACGUCUUUCACACCACCAAACUCAUCAAAACCAACAACAAACACAUUGUGCAAUCGUCGAUUAGACUCGAAGAGACUUAA